Meloidogyne enterolobii is the source of this 543-nucleotide messenger RNA. The record is from the annotation of a GenBank genome assembly. Lineage: Eukaryota; Metazoa; Nematoda; Chromadorea; Rhabditida; Meloidogynidae.
AUGGCGAAUGUUUUUGGAGAAAUGGGUUCUUCAAUAGCAAUAACUUCAUUAACUAAUGGAAUUGCUUUUGGAGUUGGUAUUUUCUCUCCAUCAUCUUUAAUGUCCAAUUUUUGCUUGUGUACUUCAAUUGCUAUAUUUUUGGAUUUUUUAUUUGAAUUUUUAAUAUUUGCACCUUGUCUUCCUUUUAUUAAAUGGAAAGUUGAAGAAAACGAGAAUUCAUUAAAAAGAGAAAAUAGGCCUCUAUUUGGAAUAAUAAAAUUAAAAAAGGAAAGGUAAAAGUAAUUUUUUACUUUAUCUAAAAGAUAUUGCACUGAAAUUUUAUAAAAAUAUUUAUCAUCAUGCUUUUCAUGAAAUACAAGACAAUUCAUGAAUUUAUCAUAGGGUUUUAGAGACACCAUAAUUUAAGACGGUGAGGUUUCCUUCCAGUUCAGCAAAUAAAGCAAAAAUAGAAUAAAGGGAUUGUUGAGAGCUAAAAAAAGUUUCAUUGGAGAGUUCUAAGGAUCGUUCCCCUACUAAACAACUCCCAAUAUACCCAAACUUGUC